AUGUUGUAUACUUUGCAUUGCUGCUCUUGUAACGUCAAAAACCACUCAGUCAUUCCUCCCCUAGUCUUCAAAGACGCCAGCCGUCUUAAUAAUAAGACCGUUGGCAAGGCUCGUUCUUUUUUUGGUUUGCCCUUGGUUUUUGGUUGCCUUGGCCCUCUAUUUCUGUUUAUUUCUCCAUCUGAACUCCACUCCGUACAAGACACCAAAGGACACAAUAGGUUGCCGCAAUAA
Molecule: messenger RNA, 231 nt
Organism: Pochonia chlamydosporia 170
Lineage: Eukaryota; Fungi; Ascomycota; Sordariomycetes; Hypocreales; Clavicipitaceae
Exons: 1
Coding region: 1-231 (76 amino acids)
Source: RefSeq, a predicted model, not a curated record